Molecule: messenger RNA, 1842 nt
Organism: Metschnikowia bicuspidata var. bicuspidata NRRL YB-4993
Lineage: Eukaryota; Fungi; Ascomycota; Pichiomycetes; Serinales; Metschnikowiaceae
Exons: 2
Cellular component (GO): Ino80 complex
Source: RefSeq, a predicted model, not a curated record
GACUCUUCAUCAUCUCAGCGCAGUGUUCCUUUGGGAAGCUUGCCGCCCGAUUUCCGGGCCGUAACGAAGGGCUUGAAGUAUUUGAAGAAAACUGAUGGUGAGCCAUUUUGGAGGAGGGAUAUCCAGCAUGAUUUUCUCGAGGAGUUGUUUGGUGACCAGCUGAAGGUGUUCACCAAUUACUUUCCUCCUAGUGACAUUGAAAACGCAGCAAAUGGCCCAAAACUAACCUUUGCCGAACUCUACGUCAGAACUUUGGCAGAGUCGUCAAAAUCCUCCAGAAUUUUGAGUGAACGCUUGAUCAGAGACUCGGAGGUCGGAAUUCUGGUCAGCAAAGUGUGUUUGCUUGUCAACGCUGGACGUAUGAACACAACCAUCAACUUUGUACCUGACAUGCGGUCGGUACUCAGAACCUACCACCUGAUCCCAUCCCUUCAAGCUGAUCCUGAUGGCAUAUCGAAACCUUUGCAAGACACUCCCAGAUUAAAAACCAUCCUCAAAGCUGUAUGCGACGGUCUCGAGGAUUACCAAACUUUGUUUGAUGUCUUGCGGGCACCAAAGCAAGAAAAGCCCAAUACAAACAUAAUCAAACUAAUUUUCUUGAUGAGCUCAUUCUUUCAAAAUAUUCCAUACCAUUAUGAUGAUUUACCCAGCGAGACCUCUACAGAUAGCGCCAACGGUGUCCCAAACUCCCAUGGGCCCCAAAAUAAAUUCAUGGAGUUUUUUUUAAAUGAUAAAAUGAGCCCCAAAAGCAGAGCGAGAAGAUUUCUCUGGCUUAUGUACACUUAUAUGGAAACUUCCUUUCACGAAAGUGAACUUGAAAAAAACCCUUUCAACCCCAAGCAUAUACCACCCAUUGAGUAUAUAUCUCCAGAGGAAUUGGGAUCAUUUGAUAGGGACACAGACUAUGAGAUCGAGUAUGCUACAAAAAUGUACCACACCCGCAUGAUGCACUUGAAUGAAGACAUUGUUCAUCCCGAACCAAAGCGAGGAUCCAAAGGCAAACGUGAAAAACAAGAUUCCAAGAAAGCAUCUGACCAAUCGUCUAAACCAAGUCAAUCUUCUAAACCAAAUGAGUCCUCGAAGGUGAAUCUGAACUCAGAUCGACCACAGAGAAAGAGGCCGACACCAUCAUUCAGCUCCUUGAUCGAUGACCAUAAAAAGACUUCUGAUUUGCAACGAAAAUGGAAAAAUCCUAAAUUUUCUCCCAAUAAUAUUCCCGAAUAUCGCACAAAGUUCUCUCUGUGUACAAAACAACUUGAUAUUCCCCAACUCAAGAAAGAAAGUCAUUUAUCAAAUACCUACAAGAAAAUGAAUUCUCAGCGUGCAAAAGGGAUCGUUGCGCAUAUUCUGAGAUCAGUACCGAAUUACGAAGCAAGAAGGAAAGAAAUAACUCAAUGGAUGUAUCGUUACUUCCAGUAUAAGAAGAGUUCGGGUAAUGGUCUUUUGGGUAUGGAGUGGGAGGAUAUUCGGUCUGAUCUUAUAAACGGUGUUGAAGCCUAUCUUUAUCAAAAGCUUGGGAAAGACUUCAUCACACAAUACUACGACGAGAAAAUAUCUGAAAGUCGUCAAGAAAACUCUGAUCUCGAGCUGAUCAGAAAAGAGAAUUUUAUGACUAGCUCAGAUCAACUUCCUGGCGACUCUGCUCCGAUCGAUGUUGGUGACAUCAACGAAACCGGACAUGGGUAUGUUCCUUCACACGAUUUUGACUGUGCGAAUGAACGAACGACUUAUGAGUUCCUGUUGCUACAAAUAGCGGAGGACGUUAUCAUUCAAAGCCUUCGGGAGAACUUCUCUCAGACUGAAGCCAUUCAUUUCGAUCUUGACACUGAAACACUCCUGUUU